Messenger RNA from Lotus japonicus, 2113 nucleotides. RefSeq names its product hydroquinone glucosyltransferase-like. Gene Ontology annotation, molecular function: UDP-glycosyltransferase activity. NCBI's taxonomy places the organism in Eukaryota, Viridiplantae, Streptophyta, Magnoliopsida, Fabales, Fabaceae. The transcript has a single exon. The record is from RefSeq and is a predicted model, not a curated record. Bases 445 to 1866 code for a protein of 473 amino acids.
UAUGGGGUGGCGAUGGAUUUUAGUAUGUAAUGUGAAUGUGAAUUCUCUGGUUGUGUCUGGAUUUACUAGUGUAGUUUGCUUGCUUGUUCUUUUCAGUUUUCAGGUGUAACCAAAAAAAGAGUCUAUUCAUUUUAAACUACACAAUUUCUAUUGCUGCGGGUCCUACAUGGAUAUAGCUCUUUAGAAUCUUAUGAGGCCACUUGGAAUCCUUGUCAUUUUUAGAAACUUGUGGUAAAAACAAAAUUUUCCAAAACCUUUUUUCAACGCCCUUUCGUUUCAAUGAAUAACAUCUUUUCAUCAUUUUAAAACUUAACAAGCAUAUAUUUAAUGCCAAUGUACUGGCACAAGCAUAGGCAGUUAGUUCCAUCAUUCUAUUUCAUUCAACAAAGGUUAUAGUACUGGCUAUUCUAUGUGAUUAGAUAAAAACUUGUCCACAAAACUUCCAUGGAGAAGAAAAUUCACAUUGCAGUUGUUCCUAGUAUUGGGUUCAGCCAUUUAGCUCCUAUUCUUCAGUUCUCCAAGCGACUUGUUCACCUCCAUCCACACUUUCAUGUCACAUGCCUCAUUCCCUCACUUGGGUCUCCCCCACUUGCCUCACAAACCAUCCUUCAAAACCUUCCACCAAACAUCACCUACACAUUCCUUCCACCGGUUAACCCCAACGACCUACCACAAGGGAUUGACAUUGUAAUCCAAAUUCAGCUUACUUUGACUCACUCUCUGCCAUCUAUACACCAAGCCUUAAACUCCUUAACUAUAAGGAUACCCCAUGUCGCCUUGGUGGUUGAUUCUUUAGCCCUUGUAGCACUAGAUUUUGCUCAAGAGUUUAACAUGUUGUCCUAUGUUUACUUCCCUGCAGCAGCUACCACACUCUCUCUGCACUUCUAUGUGCCCAAAUUGGAUAAGGAAACAUCAUGUGAGUAUCGAGAUUUACCAGACCCUAUUCAAAUACCAGGUUGUGUACCACUUCAUGGUAAAGAUCUCUACACCCCAGCUCAAGAACGUUCUGGUCAAACUUACCAAUCCUUGCUACAACGCAUUAAUCGAUAUUGUUCUGUUGAUGGGGUUUUUGUUAACAGCUUUCUAGAAUUGGAAACAGGGCCUAUAAGAGCACUGACUGAGGAGGGAAGAGGAUACCCUCCUGUGUACCCUGUUGGACCUAUUAUCCAAGCAGGAGCAAAAUCUAGUGAUGAUGAUGAUGCAAAUAGGUUAAAAUUGAAGUGUCUAGCAUGGUUGGACUUACAGCAACCUUGUUCUGUUUUGUAUGUUUCGUUUGGGAGUGGUGGAACACUGUCACUAGAGCAAACUCUUGAGCUGGCUUUGGGUUUGGAGUUGAGUAAUCAUAAGUUCUUAUGGGUUGUAAGAGCACCAAGUAGUUCGGCCAGUGGUGCGUAUCUUUCAGCUCAAAAUGAUGAUGACCCUUUGCAAUUUUUACCUUCUGGGUUCUUGGAGAGAACAAAGGAGCAAGGUUUGGUUAUUCCUUCAUGGGCACCCCAGAUUGAAAUUCUCAGUCACGGUUCAGUUGGUGGGUUCUUGAGUCACUGUGGCUGGAACUCAACCCUUGAAAGUGUGGUCCAUGGUGUGCCAUUAAUCACAUGGCCUUUGUUUGCUGAGCAGAGGAUGAAUGCUGUUUUGCUAUGUGAUGGCCUCAAAGUGGGACUGAGGCCACGAGUUGGUGAAAAUGGCUUGGUGGAAAGGGUGGAAGUUGCUGAGGUGGUGAAGUGUCUUAUGGAGAGGGAAGAAGGUGGGAAAUUGCACAGAAGAAUGAAGGAGUUAAAAGAAGCUGCUAGUAAUGCACUCAAAGAAGAUGGAUCUUCUACAAAGACUCUUUCUCAAUUAAUACUCAAGUGGAAAAAAUUGGUAUAGGAAAACAAAUUUUAUGAGACCCUUUAGCCAGAACCAAUGCCUUGUUACCUUUUGCAUGCUUUUAUGGCAUAGUAAUUUGACAGUUGACUUCAGUGGGGUCUCAUCUUCAAAAAGUGAAGAUGUUUGGCUAUGAUUUUGCAUACUUUUUAGUGAUUUCUUAUUGGGACUAUUCUCUGGUUUUUGUAAUUUCAACAUCCAAUUCAAUGUUGUAAUAGUAACUAAUGUGAGUUCAGUUGUGUUUGUGACA